Molecule: messenger RNA, 3465 nt
Organism: Oryza sativa Japonica Group (Japanese rice)
Lineage: Eukaryota; Viridiplantae; Streptophyta; Magnoliopsida; Poales; Poaceae
Source: RefSeq, a predicted model, not a curated record
UUCGUGGGCAAGGCGCGUUCCAUCCUGGAGGAGCGCCAUGAGCUGCAUGGUGACGUUGCGGGUGUUUAACGUGGAGGCUUCCCUUGUUCAUCUGCAAGCAGUGCUUGAUGUCGCGGAGCGAAGGCCCGUCGUCGAUGAUAAUUUCACCGGCUGGCUGGAGUUGAUCAAGAAAAUUGCUUCUGAGGCGGAAGAGCUGCUGGAUGACUUUGAGAUCAAGAGAAUACAAAAGAGCCAACAGAACAAGGUUAGCGGUUUUCUGGCAUACAUGAUGAAGAAUCUGGGUUUUGUUGAUGAUGACAUAUACAGACUGAAGACUCUCCUGGCAAGGCUCGACAAGAUUGCCAGUAAGUCUGGAAAUUUUUUUGACUUGUUAAAAUUGAAUGAUUCUAAAGAGGAUAUGGUAGGGUUUCUUCCAGAAAUACAAGUAGUGUUCCAUGGUCGUGAGAAAGAGAAGGACCAAUUAAUGAGCAUCAUAUUUCCAAAUGAAGCACAAGCUGAACAUUUUCCAGCAUCCAGAAUGCAGGAAGAGACACGGGGAACUGCAACUGUGAAAGUUGUAUGUAUCGUAGGCGAGGCUGGGGUAGGCAAAACAGCACUUGCUCAAGUAAUCUAUAACCACCCUAAUGUCAAGAAGGCCUUCAAUCAGAGAGGAUGGGUCUCUCUCUCUCAAAGGUCUGACUCAGAGGAUUUCAUCAAGAAAAUAUUUUGUUCUUUUGCAGCAGAACAGCAUCCUUUUGAUUCUGAAAUGGGUCUGGAAACACUCCAAGCUAGUUCGGAACAUGAUCUCUCCAGGACCAUACAGAACAAGAGAUUCUUCCUUGUCCUUGACAAUGCAAAGGAUAACCUGCAACGUGAAUGGAAGACUGUGAGAGCAAAAUUAACUGGAGCAGCAGCAGGGAGCAUAGUACUGGUGACAACUAGAUCAGAAGUGACUCAUGCCAUUCCAGGAGGUAUAGUUAUAACUUUGGAUAAAAUUCCAACAUCUGUUCUCUCGAUGAUUCUGAAGCACCACGCGUUUGGACUCACCAGAAAAGAUUCUCUGGAAUCAAUUGGUGACAAAAUAGCUGGUAAGUUGCAUGGCCUGCCCUUAUCGGCAGAGGUAAUCGGGAGGCUUCUCAGAACGAAGUUAGAUGAAGACCACUGGCGAAAUGUUUGUGAAAGCAAUUGGUGGAAUGACUAUGAAGAUCUGGUCAUCACUAAUCCUGCUUUACCUUCAGUAACGAUUGCACUGGAAUUCCUCAGAAAUGACCUAAAGAAAUGUUUGGGUUACUGUUCCAUGUUCCCAUCCAGUUAUUUAUUUGACAAAAGAAAAAUGACUCAAAUGUGGGUGUGUAAUUCUAUGCAACAACAUCAAGAAUCCGCAUAUGAGAUCACAGACAUUCGAUGGCUUGAUGAGCUCUUGAACAGGUCACUUAUCCAGUCAACUGUAUGGAAGGGUAAAUAUACAGUGAAUGAAAUGAUCAAAAAAGUUGUGGCCUCCAUAAAUCAAACAGGAUGUUACACAAUAGACGAUUUACACAGUCCCAGACAAAACCUUUCCAAUAUCAUCCACAUGGCAGUUGACAAAUAUGAUUUCGAAGUGUCAUUGGACCUAAGAAAACAAAGCAAGGUACGGAGCAUUUUAUUUUUUGAUGGCCAGAGAACAACCAUGCUGAAUACAGCCCUUAAUAGCAUAUUGCCUGUUUCAAGUUCCCUGAGGGUGUUAGACCUGUCUUGCAUUGAAACUAAGAUGGAAAGGCCCCCUGAUGUCAUCAGUACAUGCUCUCACCUAAGGUACUUGGACCUAUCCUUCACUGGGAUCACAAUGUUUCCAGACUCAUUCUGUAAGCUACUCCUUUUACAAGUUCUAGGUAUGCGAGGAUGUAGAUUCACAGAGUUACCUAGGGAUAUGAAUAAGCUAGUCAACCUGCGAUAUUUAUAUGCAGAAGCUUGCACACUCUCUUUGAUACAUAGUAUAGGCCAGCUAUCCAAGCUUCAAUACUUGGAAGAAUUUGCUGUCAGUGAAAAGGAGGGGUAUAGGAUAACAGAACUGAAGGAUUUGAAUUACCUUGGUGGCCAUCUUUGUAUUACGAAUCUUGAGAAAGUGGCAUGUGUGAAUGAGGUGUGUGACGCGCGUCAUGCUGAGCUGUCUAAAAAAAUGUACCUCCAGAAGUUGGCUCUAAAGUGGAAUUCACAGCCAGCAACACUUGAUGGUUGCACGGAAACUGUUUCACACCUAAAACCAAAUGGACAACUUAAGGAUCUCGAGAUCCACUGCUACAUGGGAGUGAAGUUUCCAGGAUGGAUAGCAGAUGACCAGCACUUCACCACACUGCGAUACAUUAAAUUCAGUGGCUGUAAAAAAUUGGUAGAACUUCCACCUCUUGGAAAUCUUUCUCACCUUGCGGUUCUAAUUCUACAAGGCUUGGAACAAAUAAAAGAUAUCGGAAAGGAAUUUUAUGGCAGUUAUGACAGGGUAUUUCCAUCCCUUGAAGAACUGACGUUCCGUGACAUGGAAAAUUGGAGGAGGUGGAUGGAUAUAGCACCAACACAAAUUAUUCCACGGAUCAGAAAGAUUGUGAUAAAGAAUUGCAGAAAGCUAGUUGAUCUCCCCAAAUUUGUUCUUGUAGGAUCCCACGAACUGGUAGAAUUGUAAGAACAGAAGAAGCCGAGGAGGAAAACAUGACAUGUUUAAAAGUUCAUGAUUGUUUGGCAAUCAUGAUUGAUCUCCCAAACCAUUUGUUGGCGUCAACCGAGGUAUGGAAUCUUCAAAUCUGUGAAGUGUGCUUCCAAGGAGAGUAAGAACAUAAGCAACUAAGGGAGGUUCUUGAAUCUUGACCAUUAUUGAUUGUAUUGAAGUGAGACAGAGGAAGAAAAGAAAAAAAAAGCUAGCCUUGUCUUCUUUCUUGAAUCUUGAUCAUUAUUGAUUUUAUUGAUUAUUGAUUGUAUUUUUUCUUCUUUCCUGGCUAUUGUCUCCUAGGACUCUAGCCUUGUAAUUUUUCUCCUGCUCUAUUCAAUGAAUCUUCGCGAUGUCUGGUGCGGAUCGUUCAACAACCAGAUUUCUGGUGUGAAUCCUAGUUUUUAAGACAAUUAGUGGUCUAUGAGGAAUGCAAAAAAGGUUUCAAAGCUAUCGACUACCCCCUUGGCUUCAUUUUCACCCCAACUAGUUCGGGCCCACACCUCACCCACCCCAAGGAGGCAAACAAUUUUCAGGUUACUGUGUAUAAUAUAUUAAGAAGUUGGUGGCUAAUCUUGAAGAACAAAACAAUUGAGUGAAGAGGCCACGGUGUAGCAGGUAAACAAGUUCCCUGACUAAUUGCAAUCUCGGACCAUAGGAAGAGCAAGAGGAAAGGCAAACCUUUUACCAUCAGAUAGUCCACUUCUGUUUAUGUUCUUUUUACAUUAUGCUGUAAUCUGAUAUCUACAGGUUUCUUAUUGCUCCUAUUAAUAUAGCAAAAGCACUCCACUGGAUUUUCGAAAAAAAAA